AUGGCCGUCCAAGCAACUGCAACCGCCGUUGAAGACGGUCACUUCUCGCCCUGGUACGGCACCGUGCGAUCUGCCUUGGUCGAUUCAUUCAACAACUCGCCCCUUACCAGCAACGUCGUCUCACCCUCGAUAUCAAUCGCGCUUCCAUCAGUCAUGUUCCAUGGCGACAUGCUGAGACCCAGCCUUUGCGUGAGCGCGGUAACGAAAAUGCUAUCCGAUGAUGAUCGUCACACCCACAAAGGGUGUUGA
Molecule: messenger RNA, 249 nt
Organism: Aspergillus nidulans FGSC A4
Lineage: Eukaryota; Fungi; Ascomycota; Eurotiomycetes; Eurotiales; Aspergillaceae
Exons: 2
Coding region: 1-249 (82 amino acids)
Source: RefSeq, a predicted model, not a curated record